AGUUAGCAGUUAGCAGGUGGUUAUGUUAACUGCAGGUUAACAGUGGUGUAGCUGCAGGUUAGCUUAGCAGGUGCUAACCAGCAGGUUAGCUGCAGGUUAGCUGCAGGUUAGCAUCACAACCAACAUGGCGGAGCCCAUAGUUCGUGCUUCCGGGAUCGUUCUGUCUUCUCUAAUGUUUCAGCAUCUGAACAGUGACUCGGACGCGGACGGCCUCCUGCUGGGACGGAUCAGCGUCGAGGAGCAGGUGACCAUCAGCGACUCUCAGGCGGAUCACAUCCACAUCGAGGAGAUCUACAAUAUUCAGAAGCACAUGACCUGUCCCCGGCUGAGCUGUUUUUACAACAGUGUUGGAGACGUGAACAUGGAGGAGCUACACAAAGUCCUUGCAGACAACAAGCAGGAGAACGUGAUUGGCUGGUACAGACAGCGACGGAACACCGAUCAACGGAUGACGUUCAGAGAAAAGAUCGUCCACGAGAACCUGAAGACGUGUCUGUCCAACCCUCACGUGCUGUUUGUGCUGCUGGCGUCCUGUAAGGUGAGGUCUUCAGGCUCCACCCACCAGACGGAGUACGGUGCCUUCAUCUCCCGCAGCAGGACGUUCCUCAACGUUCCCAUCCGGGUCACGAACCUGGGUUCACUGGAGCAGCAGGCGUACUGGAAGGAGUCCACUUCCUGUUCAGCAGCAGGUUAUAACCUCACCAUGGAGAAGCACGGGGCGAAGUUUUUCUCCUCCAACGGGCUCCUGAGAGAAGUCAAUGAAGUGAACAAAAUGAACGACUCUCUGCAGGUGGAGCUGCAGAAAGCGUGCAGAGAGGUGGAGGAGAGCGAGAGUCUUCUGGAGACGCUGCAGGCCGAUGUGUCACAGCUGAGGAGGAGAGUCCGAGAGAAGCGGCAGAAAGAAGCGGGAAAAAAGACCGUCAGCGAUCCGUCUGAGCACAGAGACAACCUGCUGCUCCGUGAGGCGCUCGCCGCUCGGUUCCCCAGCUCGCCGCUCUUCCACACACAGACGCUCACUCUGGAGGGGUUUCCUGUUCCUGUCGUCUGCGGCGCCAAACGCCAUGAACACGUUUCCACGAUCUCAAAGUGCGACGCUCCCGACUCCAGUGGGAAGAGGCCGGGAGCCGGGGAGGGAGAGGAAACACGGGAACAGCAGGUCCUCACUGGAGCUCGCGCCUGGUUCUAA
This is a messenger RNA of Limanda limanda (common dab), 1186 nucleotides long. It is a transcript of the gene abraxas1, whose product is annotated as abraxas 1, BRCA1 A complex subunit. Gene Ontology annotation, cellular component: nucleus. The coding region runs from base 125 to 1186 and encodes 353 amino acids. The record is from RefSeq and is a predicted model, not a curated record. Gene Ontology annotation, molecular function: polyubiquitin modification-dependent protein binding; microtubule binding. The transcript is spliced from 9 exons. Gene Ontology annotation, biological process: mitotic spindle assembly; attachment of spindle microtubules to kinetochore; protein K63-linked deubiquitination. NCBI's taxonomy places the organism in Eukaryota, Metazoa, Chordata, Actinopteri, Pleuronectiformes, Pleuronectidae.